Molecule: messenger RNA, 1776 nt
Organism: Suillus discolor
Lineage: Eukaryota; Fungi; Basidiomycota; Agaricomycetes; Boletales; Suillaceae
Product: GPI transamidase component PIG-T
Exons: 7
Coding region: 4-1617 (537 amino acids)
Biological process (GO): attachment of GPI anchor to protein
Cellular component (GO): GPI-anchor transamidase complex
Source: RefSeq, a predicted model, not a curated record
CAAAUGCGUCGCGCCUCAGUCUGGAUUUUCUUAGCUUACCUGUGUACUCCAUCCUUUGCUCUAUAUCGUAAGGAAAUCUAUAAGGAAGAUCUCCGCAUACAGUCACUUAGAGAUGGGCGGGUAUCGACGACAUUCUCUUUUGUGACUGUUUUAGAGGGUGCAGGUCCACGAAAUCCGAAGGCCUUGGGACAACGAGAUGAAUCCCAACACUACGCCUUGUUCCCACUGACUCUUGGUCAAAUCCUACGCGAGUAUGCGAUCACCGAGCUGCAUCUAACUCUCAAUGCUGGAAAAUGGAAUUAUGAUAACUGGGGACAUCCUCAUGAAGCUGAGGUUGGCACUGGAGCUGAGCUAUGGGCUUGGAUGGGCGCUAGUGAGGUAACGACAGUGGAUGAACGAUGGUCUGGUCUCCGAAACGCACUUUCAGGACUCUUUUGCGCUUCUCUUGGGUCGCUGGAUUCCCGACGAACAUUGUCACCGACGGUCGCCUUCCCUUUAUCCGGGUCUACCCCCACUUUUUCCCCACACGAACUUCGACAUGCCUCACUUCCUUCAGAGAAUGUUUGCACGGAGAAUCUAACACCCUUCUUGAAGUUACUUCCGUGCAAGAGCCAUGCAGGGCUUGCUGCACUUCUCAAUCCUCAGAAGGUUUUUGAUGCGGACUGGCAUGGUAUGGGGGUUCACGUGAUAUGGAAGGAGGACACUGGUAUUGAAUUAAAACUGUCCUUACAAGCGGUAUUCAAUCCAGUGCGAACUAGCGCAGGGAAGAGACGAGACUGGAAUCUUCAAUCACUGUUUGAUCGCUCCAUUGAACGAUCAUGCCCGGUAGCGAGUUCCAGUUCUAUCACCGUUAUUCUACCGGAAGAGAAGGACCACAAAAUCACCCCUGAAAAUCCUGCCUAUGUGGAUGGUUUAGCCAUUUAUGACUUAUCCUCCUCAUCUAAUUUCACAAUUCCGUCCAACAUUGCCAUGUACUGGCCGAGUGAGCAUAGCUUCCAGUAUCCACUGCCACCAUUAACACCGAUCACCCCGCUCAGUGUGAAACGAACAAUUCAUGGUACAACACAAACACGGGGCGUUUUAUCUGUCUCUGUUACCAACAAUUCUCCGCAGGAGAUAUCGGUGGGUUAUUUGGAGAUGAUGCCUGCACUCAUCACGAUGUGGAUGCAUACCCUGAAAGUCGAAAUAAACUCACAGAUACGAAGCGACUUACUUUCAGAGUUAAAAUAUCAUCCACCUUCGCCGCAAUCUAAUGACCGCUUCUCUCCCUCGAUGUUGCAAGCUGUCCUCACGAUUCCACCAAAGACCACGCUCAAAAUUUCUAUGGAAGUCAACAAAGCCUUUUUGAAAUACACCGAACAUCCACCUGAUGCGAUGAGAGGCUGGGAUCUACCAGGGGCUGUGUUUUUCCCACUCUCUCAAUUGUCUCACAACAUCUCUUCAAGUUAUGAUUGGGAGAGGAUUUAUACCCCAACACUCCUUGUCGACCUCCCCACCCCAGAUUUCAGCAUGCCUUACAACGUCAUUAUCCUCAGCUGUACGCUCAUGACAUUGAUUUUCGGAAGCAUCUUCAAUUUGCUGACACGCAAGUGGGUCGUGAUGGAGAUUCAAGAAUAGUUGUGACCGAUGUAAUCCCAUUGUACUAAUUUAGUGCUCAUGCAAACCUGCUGUUCUCUUCCGGGCCAAUCAUCAAUCCGCACCUGUCGACGCAAUCGAUUCGUAUAUAUAUGUAUGUUCCGACGGUAUCUGCCCAAGUGCCCACACUUCGCGACUGGC